Molecule: messenger RNA, 3263 nt
Organism: Micropterus dolomieu (smallmouth bass)
Lineage: Eukaryota; Metazoa; Chordata; Actinopteri; Centrarchiformes; Centrarchidae
Gene: ints10
Product: integrator complex subunit 10
Exons: 17
Coding region: 670-2814 (714 amino acids)
Biological process (GO): snRNA processing
Cellular component (GO): integrator complex
Source: RefSeq, a predicted model, not a curated record
UGGAUGGGGCUACAUCCAUGGCUACAGCUGACUUCAGAGAGCUUCUGUCACAUUUGACACACUUAAUUGUACUUUAUUGUAAUAGUACGAUGUAAGUAGUUGAUAGUUUGGGUUGGUAGAUUAUCCCGGAUGUUUCGACGCACAACAUAUGUUGAGUAAAACACUAAAACGAACAAAUUUUCGCGUUGUUUUGGUGAGACUAGCUAAUCAGGAAAUGUUUGAAUGUUGGUCGUAAAGUAGAAUGCAGCCUCAGUUUUACGACUACGGCGUGUCGUCAUUGUCGUAACGUGAGAGAAUGUGUCGGUAAAUAAAGGCUUAGCUUUGACUGGUAAUUUCAGAAGGACUUUAAGAUGCUCUUCUCUUUCUUCAUGUGCAUUAUUGUUAUGUGUAUAUAAUAUAAUUGAAUAAUAGAUAACAGUUUGGUGAACGAUUGUAGAAAAUAUGUCAAUUGACUGACACAUAGCCAACGCUAACUAGCUAUGUGUUGCUAGCUGUUUUCUGUAUUGCAGAGAACAAAUCUCUUCAGCUUAACGCUAACCUUGGUCACAGAUUGCACUUGAAAUUUAUCCACCGAGACUUGUAAGAGAACCGUAUGUGUUGAGUUACAGCCUGAACUGCGUGUGGGGUCAGUUUUGUCACCUUCAGCACUUGAAGCUCAGUUCAUGUAAAAUGUCAGCGCAAAAAGACUGUGAGUUUUUGGUGAAAAGAGCCCGGGAGCUGGUCUCUGAUGAUCCCUGUGCGGCCAAAGCCUGGCUCAUAACUGCCAGGACCCUUUACCCUGCAGAUUUCAAUAUACAGUAUGAAAUGUACAUAAUUGAACGCAACGCAGAGAGGACCGCUUCAGCAGGGAGACUGCUGUAUGACAUGUUUAUAAACUUUCCAGAUCAGCCCAUUGUUUGGCGGGAGAUCAGUGUCAUCACAGCCGCCCUGCGCAGUGACUCACAGGACAAACAUGCACAGUUUCUACGAGGCCUUUUUGAGACACUGCCUGGCCGUGUGCAGUGUGAGAUGCUACUGAAAGCCACAGAGCAGUGUUUCAACACUUUAGAGAAGGCGGAGAUGCUGCUCCUCCUUCUUAAGCGCUUUCCAGAGUCUGUGGUUCAACACGGGGUCAAUCUAGGAGAAACAUUGCUAGAGGCAGAGGCAUCAGAGAAUGUGGAGACUCCUGUCAACUGCUUCAGAAAACUUUUUGUGUGUGAUGUCCUUCCUUUGGUCAUAAACAACAUGGACAUGCGCUUGCCGGCCAGCCUCAUGCAGAAGUACAUGCUGAAAGCAGCUGAAUUCUACAUCGGCUAUGUGACCCGUGGACCCUCACCUGAUGUACAGAUACAGGGCUCUCAAGAAGGUGGGUCUCUGAAGUCCCCCAGCAUUUCCCGUGGCUCUCAGCGAUACGUGAUUGACGGCCUGUCGGAAAAGUCGUCAGUGGUAGCCGAACCUUGGGAGAGGCUGUUGGAUAUCCUUGCUGUGGUCGGGGCACGCUGCGAGUGGCAGGGAGACAAGGGACAGAGGAGUUAUGUGGACAUGCUGCAAAGAGUGAAGGAGCUGUGUCGCUACCUGCCUGGUCUUGAAGGAGACACAAGGUCCCGCUGCUGCAGUCAAGUGGUCAUCUGUACUGCGCUCGUCCUCUUCCGCAGCGCCUUCCUUUACGUCUCAGCUGUACAGCCGGCUCUGUUCCAGGGUGUGAAUGCGUUGAGCUCGGGGCCGUGGAUCCUGGUAGAGGAUUUGAGCUCGGUGUAUAAUGAUGUGGAGGUGGAAAGAGGAGCAUUGAAACAUGCACAUAAAAAACGCAAACUGGCAGACGGUAGAGAGAAGACGAUGAGCUCAGAUGAUGAGGAGGGGUUGGGAAAAGGUCGCGGUCGGCACAUUUUAGUGAACAAGACUGAGAUGCUCGGCUGGUCUGAGACUCUGGAGAGCUUCCGCACAGCGAGGGAAAGCUGGGAUCUUCUUCACUCACAUGAUGGCCUGGAAACUGAGUUCAAGAAGAUCUGUGCCUCUUGGAAGACGGACAGCUGGCUGUGGUUCAGAAUAUUCCUGUCCGACAUGAUCAUAUACCAGGGACAGUACCGUAAGGCCCUCUCCAGCCUGCACCAGAUGGCUGUAGUACAGCAGCCUCAGCCUGAACAGCAGAGCCCCUCAGGUCAGGCCAGUCUGGAGCACCACAGGGCCCUCAUACAGCAGGCCUCCUGCCACUAUGCGCUGGGAGAGUACAGGAUGGCCUGUGAGAAGCUGCUUGAUGUUGUCAGCGGGCUGGUGCCCCCGAACCAAGAACCAACAAAAAACCCAGAGGAUCAGGGUAGAGUCAAGACAAAAACGAGGAAAGGUAAUGACCUGAGGUUGCUUCCCUGCACCAGCAAAGCUGUGUUACCUUUCUGUCUCCAGCUGAUGCUGGCCUGCUUUAAGCUCCGUGCCUUCACAGACAGUCGUGACGACCUGUCCCUCGGUCAUGUGGUGGUGCUCCUGCAGCAUGACUGGCCACAGGGUGAAAUGCUGUUUUUAAAGGCAGUGGAGAAAAUCUGCCAGCAAGGCAGUUUUCAGUAUGAGAAUUUCUUCAACUAUGUCACCAAUAUUGACAUGCUGGAGGAGUUUGCAUACCUGCGCACUCCUGAGGGAGGGAGGAUUCAACUGGAGCUGCUGCCCAAUCAGGGCAUGUUGAUCAAACACCACACAGUGACUCGUGGGAUCACCAAAGGAGUGAAGGAAGAUUUCCGUCUGGCCAUGGAGAGGCAGGUGUCGCGCUGUGGAGAGAACUUGUUCACUGUGCUUCACCGCUUCUGCAUCAACGAGAAAAUCAUCAUCAUCCAGUCCCUUCCUUGACACCUGGCCUAUGACUUUUAAACCUUUUCAUAGUUGAUAUCCUGUUCACAGUUUUAGUGCAGCUGGACUGACUUUAUGACCCCAGCACUGGACUCAUUUCUCACGCUCCUGUCUUUUGUCAUCCCACACUGAACUCUUAAGAAAAGAGCAAGUCUCCUUCCUUUAAAAGUGGAUCUCUCUUCUCAGUGAGUUGGAGAGAAUACCAUGUUUCUGAAUCUACUGUGCUCAUGCAGUUUUCCUUGUAUGUGUGUAGUCUUUUUUUUCUUGGUUUUUAACCACAACAUGUGCUUAACCACAUUUAAAGUGCUUUAAUCGUGUUGUGACAUUUUGUGGGAGUCAGCGUUGACAAAAGAAUUAAGAGCAUUUUUGAUAUUCUUGUGCAAGAUUUAUUGUUUUUGUUACAAAUACAACAAUGGAAGACAUGUUUCUAUUAAAUGUCAUCUAAAUGA